AUGACUGCAAAGAAGAUGAAGGAGUGGGUGGAGGAGAGGUUUCUGGUGCAGGGGGAGCGGGUGGAAGCUGCUGGUGGAGCCGCAGCAUCCUUUAGUCUCAGGCCCCCAGGAGGGGGAGGGGAAAGAACCGGGGCUGAGCCGUGGAAGGAAGAGGAGCCAUUUCUCUCCACCGACUGCAACCUCCGUGCUCACAGCUCACGUUUCACCAGAAUCCAGGGGCCAGUGGCCUGGAGCUGCGGCGGCUGGAGCCUGCUGGGGAACAGCUCAGAGGGAGGGAUGGAGCUGAACGACGGAGCACCCUGCUUGCUGACGCACCAGUGGAUUUUUGCUUCUGGAUGUUAUCUCGGAUCCUGGUCUCCAGUCCAACAAGAGGCCUCUCAUCCACAGCAGUGCUCCCGCUGCCCAGCAGACCUCUUCCAGAGCCUUCCAGACAUGGCUGACCCCUGGCACGCAAGGGGCUUUUUGAGCUGAGAGGCACUUGGCUGGGACAUGAGGAAUUCAUGGACAUGGCUGGCAGAUACUGCAUGUGUUUGAGCUGUAGUUAGAGGGGAUUGAGAAUACAGAAAGUUGAAAUGGAGACUCAUUAAAGUUACAGUGGAGAACUGCCCAAAAAUUCA
Messenger RNA from Callithrix jacchus (white-tufted-ear marmoset), 617 nucleotides. Lineage: Eukaryota; Metazoa; Chordata; Mammalia; Primates; Cebidae. The record is from RefSeq and is a predicted model, not a curated record.